Messenger RNA from Plectropomus leopardus (leopard coralgrouper), 4819 nucleotides. Lineage: Eukaryota; Metazoa; Chordata; Actinopteri; Perciformes; Serranidae. The record is from RefSeq and is a predicted model, not a curated record.
AAAAAAAUGGGCGAAGACUUCAUUCCUGAGCCGGAGCGUCUGUUGACGUUUGUGAGGAAACUUAAAGAAGUGUUUGACGUGUGUGACGAGGACUCAGACGGGUUUAUUCGCCCUGAACAUUUGGUGCAGUUGGGUUCUCAGUUUGGACAAGCAGAACAGGUGAAGAAGUUGGCCAAAUGUCUGGAUGCAGACUCUCAUGGGAGGAUCAACUUCAAAGACUUCUGCCGUGGUGUCCUCACCAUGAAAGGUUAUGUUGGGAUCCUUAAAAAGAAAAGUGGGGCACGGUUCAUCACAGGGCCAUAUGAGACAGCAAAGAGUUGCUCUCGGAGUGGUGAGGAGGAGCGGCUUUGUCCGGUCAUCAUGUGCACGCGGGCCUAUUCUGACCCCGUCCCUGAGUGCCAGCUGUUCCCGGGAGAGGUGGAGGAGCCUGAGGAGGAGGUGGCAGACGAGGGCAGGGAGAGGGAGUCAGACAGAGACAGCGCAGUAGAAAGCACCCAAGGUUCAGACACCUCUGACGGGCUGAUCAGACCUGGAGACAAGGAAGACUCACUGGGGGAUCUCUUUUUCCCUGGGGAAAAGUGUGGUCAGACCAGCGUCUCAGUAACCUCUGACCUAUCGACACGUUCCUCGGCUUCCCUGAACGAGGAGCAGUUUGAGGACUACGGAGAAGGGGAGGAACCGGACUACACUCCCAGCAGCCCCUGCCCAGAGGACGAGAAUCGGAACAACGGGUACUCGGACCUCGGCUCAUCUGUUCCCUCUAGUGCGGGCCAAACUCCUCAUAAGGUGCGUCAGCAGUACACCGGUGAACUGAUGGAUGUCUACUGUUCUCAGUGCAGCAAAAAGGUCAACCUGCUAAAUGACCUGGAGGUUCGCCUCAAAAACCUCAAGGCUAACAGCCCCAACAGGAAAAUCUCCAGCACUGCUUUCGGAAGGCAGCUGCUUCACAACAGCAACUUGAGCAGCAGUAACGGCAGCACGGAAGACCUUUUCCGAGACAGCAUCGACUCCUGUGACAUCGACAUCAAUGAGAAGGUGAGUUCUCUGGAGAAGAAAGUGGCAGAACUGGAAAAUGAGAUUCUGAUGAACGGUGAACUCAAGUCCAGGCUGAAGCAGGAGAACACACAACUAGUACACAGGGUUCAUGAGCUGGAGGAGCAGCUGAAAGACCAGGAGACGCGAGCAGAACAAAAUCUGCAGGAGGAGCUGAGACGACAUCGAGAGGCCUACAGCAAGAUGGAGAGAGACAAGAACACACAGAUAGAGCUGCUGACCAACCGAGUCAAGCAGUUGGAGGAGGACAACAGCGAGAUGAGUCUCAGCAUGUGCCGGCUCAAAUCACAGACAGAGAAGCUGGAUGAGGAGAAGCAAAGAAUGACAGACAAGCUGGAAGACACCAGUUUGCGCCUGAAGGACGAGAUGGACCUCUACAGGAAAAUGAUGGACAAACUGCGUCAGAACAGACAACAGUUCCAGAAAGAAAAGGAAGCCAUGCAGGAGCUGAUAGAGGACCUGCGGCGAGAACUGGAGCACUUGCAAGUUUUCAAGCUGGAGGCAGAGAGGCCGGGCCGCAGUCGCAGCUCUUCCUCCGGGCUGGCAGACUUCAACAGCAGGAGCAGGGAGGUGGAGCUGGAGCACGAGGUCAAGAGGCUCAAACAGGAGAAUCAGAAGCUGAAGGAGCAGAACGAUGAGCUUAACGGUCAGAUCCUCAGCCUCAGUCUAUACGAAGCGAAGAACCUGUUCGCCACGCAGACCAAGGCCCAGUCUCUAGCCGCUGAGAUAGAAAACGCCUCCAGAGACCAGUUAAUGGAGGCCCUGAAGGAGCAGGAAGAAAUCAACAUCCGUCUGCGACAGUACAUGGACAAAAUCAUCCUGUCCAUCCUGGACCACAACCCCUCCAUCCUGGAGAUCAAGGGCAACUAGCAGCGACUCAACUGGAGUGAGAAUCGUUCCCGGUCUCAGGAGAGCGAGGAUCAUUCCAGUUGUUUGAUCGAGACCUGCAACCUGAGUCAGGAAUCUGUACAGGAGAACCGAGAGAACCAGAGCCAGGCUUAAAACUGGAACAUAGAAAUAGGCAGACAUCGCCCCCUGCUGUUUGAGGCGGGAAAAGAAAGGGAGUUUUCUCAGCCAGGGAUGGCUCUGUGGCUGCAGGUCAGACUACUGUGACUCUGCCACUUGAUCUGCUUUGCUCUGUUUUUUAUUUGCUGUCUGCGCUGCGAACUGCAGUUACUGUUACAACUUUGAUAUCAUGACAAACAGGUGAUUUCUUCCGGGGAACAUCCUGCGCUCAACACUUUGUCCACUGAGGAUGGACAAAGUUGCUCCAUGUUGUACACUGGACAUUUGUACCCUGGCAUAUAAACUGGAACAAUGUAACAAACAUGACGUGGGUUCUACUGUAUGCUGGUGUUACGUUAGCUGUAUUAUCCACAUCAAAACAGUUUGGUAAGUUUUAGGGAAAAAUGGUGAGACAGACAAAGAAUUCAGCAUGAAGGCAGACCAGUCAAGUGUUGCCUGAUCUGUAAACUGCCAUUAUUUCCUCCUCUGUCACGUUCUCUGAAAGAUUGACGACAUAUUUGGACAGGCACGUUUUAAGAGAGGAUAGAGAAAAGUGUCUAAAGUGGUCGGAGAAAGAAAACAAUAAGAACUCCUACAACUACAAGGGAAGCAGAAGAUUUUGAAAGAGGUGUGGCGUCAGAUGAUGGACCAUGUAUGCAAGCGAAGGAGGGUUUUAGUGAAGUCGGAGAUGGUUUUAAUUGAAGGUGAAUUCCUGAGAACAUGUCUUCCAGUAACCUUGCAACAGCACUGGCAAUGUCAAUCAGUCCACUGAGAAGUGGCCCUUAGGGACUGUACUUUAUUUAUCAGAGUAGGGGGGUGGAUGGGGUGUGACUUCUUUUUUUUCUACUUGAGGAAAAUGCAUAAUAAUAAUAUCUACAUAUUGCACCUUUGAAACACAGUUUACAGAGUGCUUUGACAAACAAAGCAAAGCCGAGAUAAUAAACCCCAGAGUUAAUAAAACAGUUCAGCUACAUCAGUAAUGCCGAACAAAGGCCAAGACAGCAGUCACGGCAGAAUUAAACAGGAGGUUAGAGGUGGAAACAUGUUAGAAAAAUAAAGCAACAAAAUAAAAGCAGUAGACACAGAACAUUAAUAAUAAUGAUAAUAACAAGCAGGAUCCAGACAGAAUUAAAAGACAAGUUAAAAAAAUAGAUAAGAUAAAAUUAAAAUACAAACUAACAACAAAUUAAAAGACAUGCAUGACCUUCCCUUCACCAUAAAUAACAAUAUUUCACAGAUUCUUGUUAUGAUAAAUGAUGUUAUUUGGAAGAAUACAUGUCUUUCAAACUCACAUGCAGGUUUUAGUGUCCUAAAGGGUAUUUAAAAGUAAUUUCAAGUUAAAUAUCCUUCCCUUAGUUAAAAAAAAAACAAACUCCCUCCCUAAGAAACUACUUGAAGUGCCUCCCCGUUUUGCACCACCCCCUCCCCUCUCAUAAAUAAAGAACGGUCCCUUAGUUGGUUCAGAGUGUCACUUUAUGGAGCAGAAGCUGCAACCAAGGAGUGUCUUUAAACUGUAACUUCCAUGGCUGCUUUUUGCGAGCAAUGCGUUGGCCUGUGAAGGUACGUUGUUGCUGGCAAUAGACCCGAUGAUGUUGCACAGAAAUGUAAGGAUAUGAAUGUACAGGGUGUGUUGAGGAUUUACGCUGGAGUGACUGGUAGCCAUUGUAACAUGGUUUACUGAAUCAUCUCGCUGAGAUUAACUUGUGCGUGAGCACGCACAGGAGAUUCACUUUUUGGUACAAAACAACUGGAUGAAUCUAAAUGAAGCCUACAGAUUGUUUUUAAAGCCCUCUGAAACUCUAAUACUGUAAAUAUCAUGAAUGUACAACUGGAUAUUUCAUUCUCUGGGGCCAAAAAGGCUUUUUGACUAAUUGGUUAAAAGAUUUGUUGUAACAGACAUGUACAGUAUUCUGUAAUGAAGAGGGCGUCGUUAGGGUGAAAGGAAACGAAUACAAUCUGCUGUAUUAUGUAAUUAUUCUAAACUUGAGUUUUGCUUCCUUGCACAAAAAAAACAAACUUUUUGUUUCCUUUUGCAUGAUUCACCUUUUCUUCUGUCUGUGCCUUUUGAGGACAUUUUUCGAGACGAUGUUGCUAUAGAUUUACAUAGUUUUUUGAAGGUACAUUCUAUGUCUACGUCUGACAUAUUUUCUCGACUUGUAAAUGUUGUAAUUAAAUAGUGAUAAUUUGUAUUCACGUGCCACUCACCACUCUUUUUCAGAUUGAUACUAUGAAAACUAUUUUAUACAGUUUUAUCAAGGGAAGAACUUGCUUAGCUGUCACGUUAGAAAAGCUGUAGAGCACAAUGCUUUGUAUGGUACGCAAGCCAGUUUAGCAUUUUGGGGAUAUUUUGUCAAUGUAAUAAUUUUUUUAUUGCACGGGGGGAUGUUUUGUUUCAUUUCUCUUUUUUUUUUGUUAGUCAUGAUUAGUCCAUUGCUUUUCAAUCUGCUUUAAAAUGGCUUUUUCCAUGGUUGUAAACUGUCUUCCUAACUUAAACUAAAUGGUGAGCAUUAUGAGCAAUAUUAACUUAUUUACCAAUACCUGCUGAUUUGUGUCUUGUUUUGCUUCACAAAUCAUUUCACUCUAUAGCGCCUCGUGCCAUUCUAGUUUUAAAAAAAUAAAAAAUAAAUAAACGGUACAUUAAGCUGUAAAAUUUGUCACAAACCCAUUUUCUUGUAGCUCCUAAAUUUUGAAUUAUUAGGGCUAUCCAAUGCGAUGUAGUCACUGUAAAAUAAAACAGCAAUAAAAAUGGCUUUGGCAGUGA